Molecule: messenger RNA, 2495 nt
Organism: Lottia gigantea (owl limpet)
Lineage: Eukaryota; Metazoa; Mollusca; Gastropoda; Lottiidae
Exons: 2
Biological process (GO): mRNA splicing, via spliceosome
Cellular component (GO): U4/U6 x U5 tri-snRNP complex
Source: RefSeq, a predicted model, not a curated record
GAAACACAGAAGAAGAACGCAGUAUCAAGACUACAGAAGAAGAACGAGAAGAAACCAUGGGAGCAACCCGUUCCCUACUCAACGUCUGCAAUAUGUAAUUUUUCCGAAGCGGACACCAUCCACCAAAAAGAAGAAGAAGAAGCUUAACCUCAUUUCAUUCUUUAAAAAAAGGCCCCGUUUGUCCUUUAAAAUAUUGUAUAAGUAGUGCAUCAAUUGAUCUCAAUGCUUGCUUCAUUGAACUUAGUCAUGGACAUGCUAUCAAUAUACUAAUGUCUAUAGACUUCGCUGGUGUUUGAAGUAAAAUGAUAGUCUCUCUUUAUUUUUCAUUGUAGUUAUUUGUACAAAACAAUUGUGUGAAUAGACAUCACGGCUCUUUGUGUAAGAAAUAUUGAUUGGACGAUCUUGAAUUCUGUAACCAAUCGUAUUAUAUAUAACCAACGAUAUCUACUUCCGGAAGCCAUGCGAAUUAUUGACGACAGGAAGUCACUAAGUUAUUUUAUUUGUACGCUUGUUAUGUGCAUAAUUUUGUUGCAUUGUUGACUUUUGUUAUAUUGAUAAUUAUGUCUUUGUCAAGAAGAGAAUCUGAUGAUUUUAGAUACUUGUUAGAAAAAUCCGUCAAAAAGUUCAUAGGAUUUAGUGAACCCACGCUGGUUACAGCAGCAUUCGAUUGCAUUGACCGUGGUUAUGAUAGAAGAAAAACAGUCGACAAGCUCACAGCAAUACUUGACAACAACCAAGCAACAAAAUUUACUGAUAUUGUCCACGAACUCUAUGAAGACUUUAGAAUUGGUAGCAGAGGUAGAAGUAAGAAACGUAAAGAUGAUAGAGAUGAUGAAAAUGAUAAUAAACGCCGCAGAAAGUUCAAGAUGUUAUUGUAUGUUUUAUAUUUGCAGGAUGAUGAGGCACCAGUUAAUGUGCCUGCUCCAGGUAACCCUAGCCCUGGUCAGCUCACAACUGAUAAGAUUAAAGAAAUGAUGGCUAAUGCUCAGAAGUUGAUUCAGGAAAGGAAAACUCAAAUCCAAGCUACUAUACCUACAAAAUCUUUAGCUACUAUUCAGCCCGACAAUACCACCAAAGUGUUCAUGAAUGAUGUUGCUUCAAAGGCAAAGAGAGCAGCAGAUUUACAGGCACAGAUCCAAACCAGAUUAUCAGGCAUGCAGGGUCUUGGACCUGUUACACCAGCUGCUCAAAGUAUCCCACUUGAUUCCAAACCAACCUUGAUUUUAAAUGAUCAAGGUCAAACGAUUGAUGCAGUGACGGGUCAGCCUGUUCAACUAUCAUUACAUACCCCAACACUCAAAGCUAAUAUCCAGGCUAAAAGAAGAGAACAGUUUAAAGGUUUGAUAGAUAAACCACCAGAGGAAAUAAGUGAAAGUAAAUUUUUUGAUUCAAGAGUAAGCGGUAAAGGUGCUUUUAGACCAAAACGUUCAUUUAAGUUCAAUGAGAAGGGAAGAUUUGAGCAAUUAGCCAAUAGGUUGAGGACUAAGGCACAACUGGAAAAGCUUCAAAAUGAGAUUGCCCAAGCUGCUAAGAAGACUGGUAUUGCUUCUGCUGCUAAACUAGCAACAAUUGCUCCAAAAAAGGAUAUGAAAGAAGGAGAAGUGCCUGAUAUAGAGUGGUGGGACUCUUUUAUUGUUAACUGUGAACAUUAUGAUAAUUUAGAUUUAAAAGAUGAUCAAGUUUUAACAGGUGUGACUAAUCUGGUAGAACAUCCAAUUCAAAUGAAACCUCCAGCUGAACCCACAAAUGAAAUUGCAAUUCCUGUGUACCUCACAACAAAAGAAAGAGAAAAGUUGCGGAGACAAAAUAGAACAGAAAGUCAAAAAGAAAUCACUGAGAAAAUAAGACUUGGAUUAAUGCCACCACCUGAACCCAAAGUAAGAAUGGCCAAUUUGAUGAGAGUAUUAGGGCAGGAAGCUGUUCAGGACCCAACCAAGAUAGAGGCUCAUGUCAGAGCACAGAUGGCAAAGAGAGAAAAGGCCCACGAAGAAGCAAAUGCAGCUCGAAAACUAACAGCAGAGCAGAGAAGAGAGAAAAAAAUAAAGAAAAUCAAAGAAGACACAUCUCUGGGAGUUCAUGUAGCUGUCUAUCGUGUGAGAGAUUUAAAAAAUCCAGCCAUUAAAUUUAAGGUAGAAGCAAAUGCUAAUCAGUUGUUUAUGACUGGAAUUGUUGUGUUAUAUAGAGACUGUAAUGUAGUUGUUAUAGAAGGUGGGCCUAAACAACAGCGAAAAUUUAAAAGACUUAUGUUAAAUCGUAUCAAGUGGCAGGAUGAUAAAAAACGAAGUAAGGAUCAAGAUGGUAGUGAUGGAGAAGAUGAUGCUGAUAAAUUGAAUAAAUGCUUUUUGGUUUGGGAGGGCACAGUGAAAACAAGGAGUUUUUCAGACAUUAAAUUUAAAGCAUGUCCUACUGAGACAUUUGCGAGAGAACAGUUUAAGAAAUUGGGUGUUGAACAUUAUUGGGAUUUAGCUUACAGUGGAGCUGUCCUAGAAUCUACU